AUGGCUUCUAGUAAGCUGUUUGAAGGCAUCCCGCCAUUCCCAGACGACAUUCCCACUGUCUCCAUGAAUACAGUGUCGCUCGCGGGUUUGCGUGAGAAUGACGCCAAGGCGGCGGAGCAGACCCUGGCCGCCUGCAAGGAGCUUGGGUUCUUCUUUCUCGAUCUGCGCGAAGACAGUAUGGGCGAUGCCAUGAUUGAAUGCAUUGACCAGCUGUUCACCAUUGGCCAGGAAAUCUUCGACCUGCCCGAGAGUAUUAAGCAUCAGUACCUGCACGACAUUCCGCGAAGUUUUCUAGGAUUCAAGCCACGCGGUGCAGCAAAGACAGAAACGGAGGAGCCAGACCGAUUCGAAUGGUUCAACCUAGGCCAGGAUGGUCUCAUGGGCAAUAUUGACCUGCAGGCGCUCCCGGAAUUCGUGAUCGAGCGCAUCGACUACUUUAAGAAGUUUCUCAAUUACUCGCAGCAGAUAGCCACCUUCAUCAACCACACGCUCGCCAAGCAGCUCUCGCUGCCGGCGGAGACCUUUGCCGCGGCGCAGCGGCCGACCGAGCUGUCUGGCACGGUGGUGCGUUUCAUCAAGGCAUUCGCCAGCCCCGACGCCAAGGACCUCCGCACGAGCAUGAUUCACCACACCGAUUUUGGCUCCAUCACCCUCCUGGCCAACGUCAUCGGCGGCCUGCAGGUCCUCACGCCCGGCGGCUCGGCCCUUGACGAGGACGCAUGGCGGUGGGUGCGCCCGCAGCCUGGCUGCCUCAUCGUAAACCUCGGCGACGCCAUGGUGCAGUGGACAGGCGGCGCGCUGCGCAGCAACGUGCACCGCAUCAAGUACCCGCCCGGCGAGCAGCGUUUUGCCGACCGGUACAGCCUGGCGGCGCUCUUCCGCCCGGAGCGCAACGCGAGCAUGAAGCCCAAGAUGAGCCAGGACCUGGCAGGCGUCGAGAACACUGAACUGACGGCCUGGGAGUGGGAGCAACAAAAACCCAUGCAAGGGUCUCUUUUCCUACAUCGUAGCAUCAUCCCAGAUCACACAUACCUGUGA
Penicillium manginii is the source of this 1038-nucleotide messenger RNA. Its product is annotated as oxidoreductase. The coding region runs from base 1 to 1038 and encodes 345 amino acids. The transcript has 3 exons. NCBI's taxonomy places the organism in Eukaryota, Fungi, Ascomycota, Eurotiomycetes, Eurotiales, Aspergillaceae. Gene Ontology annotation, molecular function: dioxygenase activity. The record is from RefSeq and is a predicted model, not a curated record.